Messenger RNA from Pichia kudriavzevii, 684 nucleotides. RefSeq lists its product as uncharacterized. Lineage: Eukaryota; Fungi; Ascomycota; Pichiomycetes; Pichiales; Pichiaceae. The record is from RefSeq and is a predicted model, not a curated record. The transcript has a single exon. Bases 1 to 684 code for a protein of 227 amino acids.
AUGAAUAAGGGAAUGUUUGACACUGUCAAAUUUCUGUUGGAUUUCUUGGAACAGACAACACAAACACAAACACAAACACACACAAACACAAACACAAGGAAAACCAUGGGACAGCAAGAACAGCCGGGGGAAGAACAACAGGAACCAUUAGAGUACCCGCAAGUUUCCAUCCUUUACUGCAUCAAGUGCAACUGGGUUCUUAGGGCUUCUUGGUACCAGCAGGAACUUCUACAGACAUUCACGGCAAAGGCGUCGACAGCAGAAGAAGCAGUCAUCAGAUCGGUUACGUUGACGCCAUCAUAUGUCCCUGGGACGUUCAAGGUAUUUGUGAAAAGGGCUACCGGUGAAGGUUGGGUUAUAGUUUGGGACAGAAAGGCAAAUGGAGGGUUCCCUGAAGCCAAGGUGCUCAAACAGGUCAUUAGGAACGAGCUCUCACCAGAGACAAAUUUAGGGCAUUCCGAUAAGUCUUCAACGAGGGGCGUCUUGCUGUCGUCCCUACCAGGCAACCGAGCGGGUGAUACUAAUGACGGGACCCGGGUACCUUCUCCAAGAGAAGGUGUGCCCAUUACGUACGUCCCUAGUGAUUCCGAGGUACAGUCGUAUGGUUCUCCAAGGUUAGCAAGUGAACACAAGACCUUCUGCGAGGAAUGCAUUGAACAUCUACCGCCAACAUGGGAAAUGUAG